Molecule: messenger RNA, 1089 nt
Organism: Leishmania mexicana MHOM/GT/2001/U1103
Lineage: Eukaryota; Euglenozoa; Kinetoplastea; Trypanosomatida; Trypanosomatidae
Product: thymidylate kinase-like protein
Exons: 1
Coding region: 1-1089 (362 amino acids)
Biological process (GO): dTTP biosynthetic process; dUDP biosynthetic process; dTDP biosynthetic process
Cellular component (GO): cytoplasm; mitochondrion; cytosol
Molecular function (GO): dTMP kinase activity
Source: RefSeq, a predicted model, not a curated record
AUGCGCGCGGUUGUCUUCAGCGAUGUUGCCUCUGCAGAGCUGGGAGAGUUCAUCAGAGACAUCGCCUCCACGUCGUAUGCCGAGUUAGUGUAUGUCGAUGUCUCUCAAAGCGCUGAGGCGGACCUGGCAACGGCAUGGCAUACGCGCUAUGGUGGAGCGUCCUACGCUCCACCAGCUGCUCGUGACGAGCUGGAUGAUUUGAAGAACACCUUCGUGUGCUAUCUGACGGAGAAGACCCUCGAGGACUCGGAUGUAGUGUACGCUGUUUUCGUGGCGGAGGUGCCUACUCUCGUCCUGACUCCAUCUGUGACGCUGACACCGCUGAUGCACGCGGCAGCAGACGGUAGUGUGUCUGCCAGAAAAGCAGCCAUCGAAUCGUUCUUUUCAGUGGCGUCGUCAUCAUCCUCUGCGGAAGUGAUCGUCAUUGAGGGCGGCGAUGGCGCCGGCAAGGAGACACAGACAGGGCUCCUGGUGCGGCGAGUUCACGCAGCUGGCGACGAGGUUCACUCGCUGGAUUUCCCCAACGAAAAGGCUCUGUACGGGGGGCUUGUGCGGGCGCUGCUUUCGGGCAAGAAAGGGUCCAUCAGCGAACUUGACCCGCAGCUCUUCAGCUUCCUUUACUCCCUUAACCGGUUCGGCUGUGCUCGUCAGCUGCACUUUUGGCUGCGACGAGGCAGCUCUGUGGUACUGGAUCGGUACUACACGGCGAAUUUCGGGCAUCAGGCCUCCAAGUUGCCCCCAGAAGAGCGGGAGGCAUUCAUAAGCGACCUGGAGUUCAUGGAGGUGGAGUGGCUCGGCCUGCCCAGGGCGACGUCCGUCUUGUACUUGGAUCUACCGCCCGCCGCGGCCCUUGAGGCAAUGAGGCGGGAUGCGGCCCGGAAGCAGCUUGAUAUUCACGAGACUGCCGGCAGUGACUAUAAGGAAAGGGUUCGCCAAACAUACAGGUGGUGCUGCGAACACCUGCCAGGCUGGCAUCAUAUUGACUGCUUCGGCGAUGGCGGGCGACGUCUCACACGAGAGGAAGUGCAUGGUUCCAUUACGAGUCAUUUGCGGAACGCAGGCUCACGUGCGAUUGGCGCGCUAUUGUAA